AUGCUGCUAAUAUAUAUAUAUUAUGGAUAGGAAUGCUCAUUCAAGUGUGAAUGCACUGAAUGGUGCAAUAAGUAAACAACACAAUUAAGUAAUAAAAUAUAUUUGUAAGUCCUAUUAUCGAAUAUUAAGGUUGCAAAUGUUAAAAGCAAAAGUAUUUAUUUUUAUUUAAAAUCUUUAGUUCUUCAAAAAAGUACUGUGAAUGUCUAAAAAGAAAUCAAAGAUGUAUUGAUUAUUUUAGCAACUAACUUUAUUAAAUUAAGCCUUAGAUAUUAGAUUUUAGCUAAUUACUAAGUCAAUUUUUUGAGAGGACUUGAUUUUUAUCAAAUUUCUAUUUGUUUCAAUUUUUAUGAAUGA
Messenger RNA from Paramecium octaurelia, 354 nucleotides. The record is from the annotation of a GenBank genome assembly. NCBI's taxonomy places the organism in Eukaryota, Ciliophora, Oligohymenophorea, Peniculida, Parameciidae.